Messenger RNA from Neodiprion fabricii, 3784 nucleotides. Its product is annotated as tigger transposable element-derived protein 6-like. The transcript is spliced from 2 exons. Gene Ontology annotation, molecular function: DNA binding. Gene Ontology annotation, cellular component: nucleus. The coding region runs from base 158 to 1936 and encodes 592 amino acids. Lineage: Eukaryota; Metazoa; Arthropoda; Insecta; Hymenoptera; Diprionidae. The record is from RefSeq and is a predicted model, not a curated record.
AAACAACGAGUAGGUACCGCUGUAUCAUUUCGCUUGUGUUUUUCUUAUCAAACACGUUCUUUUUUCUGACGUGCAUUCUGACCAGUAUUUUACAUCGAUUUUACUUUUACUACUCCGUUUUGGCAAACUGACAUUUCGGCACUGGAUUGCCAUCGCGAUGACAAGCCUGCGAAAAACGCCCCGAAGUAUUAAUGAUAAGGCUAAGGUCGAGAUCCUUCGUGAAAAACUGUUUCAAUGGACGUGCGAACAACACGCUACCAAUCAGCCGUUGAAUAAGGAAAUAAUUGGUCGUAAAGCCGUCAAUCUCUCACUCGAGUUAGGUCUCGGAGACGUUAAAUUUUCGAAAAGAUGGGUGACGAUCUUCCUGAAGAAGUACGGUUUUCCACCCUCACUCGCUUCCACUCUGCAUGGUCCGGUCUUCAAGGACUAUCGAGAGUGGAUCGACCUGAUGAGACCCCACAUGUCGCAGUAUCGGUACAAGGACGUCUUUCAGGUAGACGAGAUGGGAAUGUACCACGAUAUUUCACCAGAGAAGAUACCCGGAGAGGCGGUCGGUUGCGUAACUUGCAGAAACGGGGAAGACAGGGAACAUCGCGUGACCUUAUUGCUCUGCUGCAGCGCAUCGGGACUCGAGAAACUGCCGCCGUUGAUAUGCGGAAAAUUCGAUACUCCUGUGCAGGCUCACUACAGCUGCCGAUACUCUUUCAACCCGGACGCGUGGAUCACUCGAGAGGUAUUCAGAGUCUGGAUAACAGAGUUGAACGCUCGAAUGGCGAGGUCAAACAGGAAGAUCGUAUUGCUGCUGAGCAGGGGUCGCGUCCACGCUUUCAAGGACAAUGCCCUGUCGAACGUGGGCCUGAUUUUCUUCCCGAAAGAGUUCCCCCCGAACUUACAGCCGCUGAGGGCGAACAUAUUUCACCGCUUCAAAACGAUCUACCGGCAAAGUUACACCGCGAAGAAGGUGACGAUGGGGUCCAAUUUUAAUUGGACCUUCGCGGAUACUAUCGACAAUAUCGUCAAAGCGUGGGAGAGCGUCCCGAAGGAAUUUAUCUUGUCCAGUUUUCGCCGAGCUAAUAUCAGACGCGAUAACGACACGUCGCCGAUCAUCUCCUGUCCUGAAUGGAACCGCCUACAUCCAGGAAUCUCAUUUCGCAGUUAUGUUACCUUCGACGAUAAUCUCAGCGUAAGCUUCUCGUCCAUCAGGCGGUCUCACCGUUUAGCAGAAAUAUCAACUACCUGCAAACAUGGCGCGCAGACGCGUUUCGCAUCAGGGCGCCAUCCCAACGGGGCUUUUCACGAACCCAUAGAAAUCGGAAGUGAUUCCGAGUCCUCGGACGAAGAUGCGGUCCAGGAGACAUCGAUGGACAAAUCGAACAGCAAUUUACCCCUGCAUAUAGCAUGCGUCGAAUACGUAAACGAUGGAUUCGACGCAAGAAAUACAAGAACGGCGUCUACCUUUCGGGGUGAAAACAGUCCACGGGUCUCGGAUAUCAACGCGGAUAUGCUUCUUCCAUGCGUUGUUGCUGACGUUGUUCGGAACAUGGUCCGUAAGGUUGAGGACAUCGCCGAGGAUCGAGGGAUAGAUGAGGACGAUACGGGUCUUCGGGCGCAGGACGAAGAAAGCGAACGGAGGGCGAUGGCGACGAGAAAAAGAGUUCGGGGGGAAAUUGACGGAGAGGAGGAAACUAACGACGACUCACGGGAGCCAACGGAGAAGCGAUGGAUGGGCGAAGAGGCAUGGUACAAAAUAUACGAGCAUAGCUUCGUCUUCGGGGCUCCGGAUGGUCCUCGAGGGACCGCUUCGGACCGUCGUGCGGACGUGAAAGCGGGUGCGUUGCCGCAGACGGGGAUUAAUUCGUCACAGAAAACCGAGGACCUGGAGAAGAGGAGCAUCUUUACUAUGAGCAACACGCCCUCGAUCAGACCGCGGAAUUAAUAACCGUAUACCGACUUCUUCGGUGCUCUCUAAAUCAAUGAGAUCUAUGCUUGCAGUGCUCACAUCAUUUUCAGAAUUGGUUAGGCUGAGUGAGAGGGGAAAAUGAUUCGAUCUGGUGUAGUAUUCAACAAAGUGUGCCUCCUUCUCGGGAGCCAACGAAAAUUACCUGUCUUUAUUUAUUUGCAAUCUGAGGUAAUUAAUUGUAGAGAAUUCAUAAAAGGGUAAGACUUGUAUGAAAUUUGUUGGUGCGAUGAAAUUAUAAUUGAUCGAUAUUGAGUUGGACAGUUUCUAUCAGGUACGGAUUGGCGGGUUUUGAACCGGUAAGGUAAUUCUAUUAGCGGACCGGCCCAUAACCCAAAAACCGCAGGAGAAAUUGUCGUUUGCAACAAUAAACCAUCCAAUUCUAAUCUUUUACAGUUUAAGUAUCAAUUGUACGAACGUAAACGGUGGGAUAUAAAAAUUUAUCUCUCAGGUAUAGUUCAAGGAGAGAACGGUCUUUAUCAUAUGUUUGUUUCAUGGAAGAUCGUUUUACAUUUCGUAUUGUUUAGUCCGUUUGCGCAAAGUCGUCAGUCUUAGGAAAUUUAUUGUCGAUACUUUUGUCACGAAGUCCGCCAGUUUGGAGCGAAUGUCCGUCAUCUUGUCCGUCCGAACGUCGAAUCUUCGCUGUAUAAAUAGGUACAUUUAUUAUGUCCGUUUCCAACUUUACUCGAGUUCAGAUUAUCAUAUGAAAAAUAUUACACGACACGAUAUUUUUGUUUAAUAUAUUCAUGUUCAUAUCCUGUCAUUAUGCCUCUUAACAUGUGUAGCAUUCUAAUUGUUUAAAAUUCGACUGCUUCAAAUGUCGGCAAUCUCUUAAAGUCGCGUUUGAAAUAUGUACGUCUUUUAUGAAUUCUAUCAGAUUACGGGUCGGCUUCGGCACAAUUUUAUUACCCACACUAACAUUACCACAAGGGAGUUUAUGUAAAAAUUAAUUGCAUUGUGAUCUGAGCGCGUUUAUGUACGCCUCAAAAUCUAUUUCGUUUCGUAUCUUUAGCCGCUCUCCGUUAGAAAUAAUUUAUUCCUUCACGAAAAAUUGAGUUUUAAGGACAUUAUGAAAAUUGCAAUACUUGGCACAUUAGUCGAUUUGUUUCCAACGGACAGCGAUGUUUAUGGCUAGUCGACGUCUUAAUGAGUCGUUCAGGUACAUCGAAAGGUGAAAAGCUGGAGUGUGAAUAGUGAGUUUAUACCUGAACCGGUGUGGAAGAGAUUAGAAGCCGUGCCAUAGAUCGGACAAGUUGAAUGUUAUUUUCUUCCCUCAACCCAAUCCACUCUACUUACCACAGAACUUUGUCACUGUUUCCACUAGCCACCUUCCGACCUUUCCGCUUUUCACAUCCAUGCGAAGUUUAAGUAGAUUAGGCUAAGCUAGGUGAGGGUGCGACUCCAAUAACUGCAGUUCAGGUUCUUAUUCUCGUUCAUUUUACAGCUAAGGUACGGGAAUACUCUAAGCUAUAACACGGCAGCUUCGGUGCUUAGAUCGCCCAUAUACAUAUCCCGUAUCCCACACAUCUAAGCGUUAGGGAUGAUCGAAUUAUGACGCGCAAAUGUCAAGGGUGGAUCAAUAGAUGCGUGAUUAAAUUGAAGGGUGUUCCAUGAAUUUUAAUCCGGAAUAUCGAUGAGGUCUGUGGUACUCGGUCUGCAAAUAUUGGCGCGGUGCUUUGCGCUAUUCGCAAAAGAGGUCACAACGAAAUGGAAUUUUUUUGUGAAUUUUAUGCACCUGGCAUGUAUCGUUACGAACUCAAAAUUAGAGACAUUAUUUUCUCGGAUCUGUUGAAAAUCUUGAAAAUUGAAUUGACAUUGCAUCGAGAA